This is a messenger RNA of Mus caroli (Ryukyu mouse), 4772 nucleotides long. RefSeq names its product membrane associated ring-CH-type finger 4 (gene Marchf4). NCBI's taxonomy places the organism in Eukaryota, Metazoa, Chordata, Mammalia, Rodentia, Muridae. Gene Ontology annotation, biological process: protein ubiquitination. Gene Ontology annotation, cellular component: trans-Golgi network; Golgi stack. The record is from RefSeq and is a predicted model, not a curated record. Gene Ontology annotation, molecular function: ubiquitin-protein transferase activity; zinc ion binding.
ACUCACCCAGGUGCUGAACGCAGCAGCGGCUUCACGGCCGCUCGGGUGGGAGUAGCUGGUGCCUUCUCCGCUCUAAGAAGGUUGUUUCCAGUCCCCGGACCGCCAGCCUACCGCCGGGCACCUCCCUUCCAGCACCACCCCUUUGGGAACUGAGCCAGGGGGGCAGCAGUCGCGGCGGCGGGUGCUGAGCAACGGCGGAAGACAACACCUGGCAGCAGGCUAGAAUCUGAUUUGCUUCCUUUUCGGCUUUUCUAAGAGAUAUAUUUAUAUACGGUUCUGGGGAGUCUCCAGGACCAAGCUGGAGCCAAGUGCCGUCUGUCUGACCAUCUCGACCACACCGUCUCUAUUCCUCCUCCCCACCUUCAGCGUACACCGCAAACAAGCCUUACCUCGGUGCAUCUGGGAGAGGUAGCAACAGCAAGCGAGCCUAGCCAGCCAGAGGCAGCCGGAGGAAGGAGGGGCGGCGUGGGGGUGGGAGCAAAGAGCGGGCCGAGGCCGCCCAAGGUGGGGGGAGCGGGGGCAGAGCUGUCGACAGAACCUGGCAGCCGCCCUCCUCCACCCCCACCCACCAGAAGCACUCUUUCCUGAUUAUCUGAGAACUGAAUUGUUCCAUUAGUAUUAUUUUAUUUUUUAUUCUCCCCAUCACUUACCCACCGCCCCUACCCCCGCGCCUGCCUUGUCUGUGGUUGCAUGGCAGCACUGCCCGGGUGCGGGGGCUCAGGGCCAGCCCCUCGGGAAGGAAGAGGAGGAGGAUCAUGAAGCCUGGAGUCGCGACCGCGCUGGACCGCGGGCAGCAGCCAGAGGACCAGCUGGAGCAGCCCCCGCCUGGGAGACACCAGGACGCAGACCAGCAGUCGCUUCUGCAGCCACAGCAGCAGCGCCGGGCGCGUGCAGACCCAGAGCAGGAGGAGGAGGGCGACAGCGACCCAGAAGAGGACGAGGAGGAGAAAGCAAAGCCACUCUCCAGCCCGGACCUGCCCAUUUUCCAGCUCUCGAACCUCGCCCGAAGGGACCUUUGAUGGAACCAAGGGGAGGGGCCUCCGACUCACAGACUGCAGCUGGAGUGGGCUGGGGGCUGAGAUCAUGUAACUAUUCUCCUUCACUCUCCCCUCCCACACGCCCCUCUUCUCUACCUCCUUUCUCUGAUCCUUCUGUCACCUUCUCAACCCCAAACACACACCCUUCCUCUAUUCAGGACCUUAAGCUCUGGAAGGCAGCAGCACCCUCCGAGGGUUAAGGAUCUCUUUUUCCUCCAUCCUUUCCUGGUCCACCGCCCUAUAUCCCACCUCUUCUGUGUAGCCUUUUGGCUGCAUAGGCGAAGCACAAGGCGAAGCUCUUUGCCCAAUUUCACCCACAACCAGCCCCCCUAAUUCCUCUCUUAAAAGCAACUCUGGUGCUGCUGGAGGUCAAUUGCCCCGGUUUUCUGCCCAAGAGAAUUAGAACGUCUUCUACCCCCACCCAAUUUUGCCUUUCCCCCAACCACUUCGUACUACCUGAGACAGUCUGUCUUUCUCUCUCUCAUGUGCAAUUCUCAAUUCUUUACUGAGCUGAGUUCCCUAAGCUGCUCCAAAUUUGAUUUAUAUCCACCGUUUUUAUAUAAAAGAGAUUUACUACAGCCUAGAGAUUUGAGAAGAAGCUAGCAACCCUUUCUUUGGGAACUUUUAACCGUUAGACAUUGGUCAUGCAUCCCAGCCUCGAUGCUUCUUCUGUUGCCCUGCUCCCAGCAGUGUUCUGGGGUCAAAGACAGAAAGGAGACAGCAGCCAGAACUAAGUCUGAGGUUGGGGCGGGGCUGCUAGAGCAAGAAAAACUUUUUUUACUUUUCAUUUCCUUAGUAGCGUUCAGAAUCAUUGACUCAGAGUUGUCAGUCCAAGAGGGUAAUUUAUUUGCUGCUUGGAGGGGUUAUAAGAAGAGCCAAUAAGAAAAGAGGGAACACAGGAACACUGUGGACCCCAAGCCCCACCCUACCCACCUCUUCAAAGACUCCAGCUGCCCCUCUCCAGUCCUCUGCUUCCCUAUCACAUGCUCAUGCCCCUGGGUGGGCUGCUGUGGUGGUGGUGCUGCUGCUGCGGCUGGUACAGCUGUGGACUGUGCACCCCAGCUCCCCAGAUGUUGCGCCACCAGGGUCUCCUCAAGUGCCGCUGUCGAAUGCUCUUCAAUGACCUGAAGGUUUUCCUACUGAGGCGCCCCCCUCCAGCGCCCCUGCCCAUGCACGGCGACCCUCAGCUCCCUGGUGUGGCGGCCAACAACAACACCCUUCCGGCUCUGGGUGCCGGGGGGUGGGCAGGUUGGAGGGGCCCCCGAGAAGCGGUGGGCAGGGAGACCCCUCCUCUGCCACCUCCACCACCUUUGCCUCCUUCUGGGGAUGAUGACUGGGAUGGCCCAGCCACAGGGCCACCUGCCUCCCUGCUCAGCAGUGCUUCCUCUGAUGAAUUCUGUAAGGAGAAAACUGAGGACUGCUACUCUCUGGGAAGUAGCUUGGACAGUGGUAUGAGAACUCCCCUCUGCCGCAUCUGUUUCCAGGGACCAGAACAGGGAGAGCUGCUAAGCCCAUGCCGCUGUGAUGGUUCAGUCAAAUGUACACACCAGCCAUGUCUCAUCAAAUGGAUCAGUGAAAGGGGCUGCUGGAGUUGUGAGCUGUGCUACUACAAGUACCAUGUCAUCGCCAUAAGCACAAAGAAUCCUCUACAGUGGCAGGCCAUAUCCCUGACGGUCAUCGAGAAGGUUCAAAUUGCAGCCGCCAUCUUGGGUUCUCUCUUCCUCAUCGCCAGUAUCUCUUGGCUCAUCUGGUCAACCUUCAGUCCCUCAGCAAAAUGGCAACGCCAAGACCUCCUCUUCCAGAUCUGCUAUGGGAUGUAUGGCUUCAUGGACGUGGUGUGCAUAGGCCUCAUCAUCCACGAAGGGCCCUCGGUAUAUCGCAUCUUUAAACGCUGGCAGGCUGUAAACCAGCAGUGGAAAGUGCUGAACUAUGACAAGACAAAAGACUUAGAGGAUCAAAAAUCAGGAGGCAGGACAAACCUACAGACUUCCUCAUCUGCCCAAGCCAAUCUACCCUCUGCGGAAGAGGAGGCAGCUAGCCCGCCCGCCCGUGAAGAGGGCCCCACCAGGGCCGCCAGCCACCCCUCAGGCCCUGUGUCCCAACACCACUGUGCUUACACCAUCCUACACAUCCUGAGUCACUUGAGACCUCAUGACCAGCGGAGCACCCAGGGCAGCGGCCGAGAGCUUGUUAUGAGAGUCACCACAGUGUGAAAGGAGGCCUGGGAGGCAGGUUGAGACCACACACCAUGCCACAAGAGUCUGGGCCAGGAGGGGCCCAGGGAGCAGGAAUGGUGGGCCUCAAGGGGAGCUGUGGGGGAGACCGCCUGAGGGAGAGCCCUUACAAUUCCCAGUCCAUUGGUUCCACAGCAAAGGAAAACCAACACAAACUUCACAACAAUGGGUGGGACAAAUGGAAUCUGUCCUAAGAAAACAAACCCUCCCAGAGAGUCACAAGUAGCAAGACACCCAGAAAAGGGUGGGCAGAAAAUGGUGGCUGGUACCUGGGGUACCUGCUGUGCCUGAGGGUCUAAGGGCAGCAAAGAGAGAAAACAAAGGGCCACUUGGGUGCUGCUGCUUCCUAGCACUGGGUAACUGAGAGAUGAGAGAGAGAGAGAGAGAGAGAGAGAGAGAGAGAGAGAGAGAGAGACCUUGUGAGCUGGUGGUCCUAAUGUUUGCUGAGGGCCUCUACACUCUGUAAAAUUCCAGUGACUCAAAUGGCUUUAGGGAUCCCCUGGAGACAGUUCAGGAAGGGAGUUGUUGGUAUGCCUAGCCAGAGAGAUGGGGUUGGGUCCCCCCAGGAAGAACUUUCCUAGCUGUAACAUGAACUCAAAGAAGGCUGAGGUUUAGACAUGGCGAUCUUUCUGUUUCCUUGUUUAUUUUACGGUGAUUUGGCUCAAAGAUGUUUACAGGACGUGGGGGACUCAUGUACAUACAUGUGCAUGUGGAGAGACGUGAAGACUUCUCAUGAGUGGCUCAAGCACACUUCCGCUGCUGUGGCGUCAGCCUUCAAAGAUGUCAGGCCAGGGAUGAUUUUCCUCACUACUGAGCCCUGUCUAUAACCAGGAUAAUGCAGUGCCAUGUCCUUUUGGAGUUGACACUCUCACAGGGCAGGCCCACAAGCACACACGCAUAUGUAUGUACACAUGCAUGCAUGCGUGUGCGAGUGAAUGCCUGUGAACACACACACACAGACACACACACACAGACACACACACACAGACACACACGCACUCACGUGCUUGAGCACACACACAGACACAUACAUACACACACACACACAUCUGGGUCUGCUGCAGCGUGGGGGUGACACUGACCUGUGUAUCUCAAGGAAGGCAUGAACACCUAUCUAAGUAUUCCUAGCUCCUUGGUACCGGUCCCCUCCCUAAAGAGGCAGUUUGCCUUGUGCUCUGGGCUAUGUGCUCCGGGUUAUGUGCUCCGAGCUAUGUGCUCCUGGUCCUUCUGGUGCAGCCAGGCACACCAGGGAGGCAGUCAGGGAGCACAGUCGUAGGAGCCCACCAGUGUGUUCCAGGACCCUGCCAGGGAAGGCCACUGGGUGGUCACCUGCAGAGUUUCUUACUGUCAUUGCACAAUGGACAUGUCAUCCUUGGGUAUUAAAUGGACAUUGUCAAGUACUUUUUUAAACUAGUUUUUAGGGUUUUUUUUUUUAAAAAAAACUCUCUCUUGUUUGUAAUAUUCUCUUAAAAGCUUGGAAAUAAAAUUUCUUUCCCUAGCA